Macrosteles quadrilineatus (aster leafhopper) is the source of this 804-nucleotide messenger RNA. RefSeq lists its product as uncharacterized. Lineage: Eukaryota; Metazoa; Arthropoda; Insecta; Hemiptera; Cicadellidae. Bases 184 to 714 code for a protein of 176 amino acids. The transcript is spliced from 4 exons. The record is from RefSeq and is a predicted model, not a curated record.
UGCACUAAAUAUCACACCGUAAAUUAUACACACACAGUUUCACCAUGGAACACAAACAACAACAUUCAAGGACAACUUAGGAUUUUGAAAUUUGAAUAAUCACACAUCACGAGUAAAUUUAAAAUGUAUCUGAUUGGAUUUUUAAAUAGUUAUUGUUAAAAAUGUAACAGAUUAACAGAAAAUAUGAGAUGGGAAAAGUUUGUCGUAAUUGUUCACUUAUUUUUCAAUGUCAAUGGUUCAGAUUUAGAAACUGAAUCUCACUAUGAAAAGUGCAAGGAAUUUGAGAAAGAGAUGGGGAAACCAAAUAUUUACUAUGAUGAAAACCAAGAUUUAAUUAUGAAUGUAAAGUUAUACAGAGGGAACUCAAACAGGGUAAUAGAUAGUGGGAUGACCUCUGUUGGUAUUCAGAUAAAAGAAAAUGAAGACAUGAGUGAAAAUGAAGCACUAGUUAAAUUUUUAAGCACUGUUAUUGGUGUGAAAGAAUCAUCUUUGACUGUGUUUCCUGGAGAAAAGUCUUUUCAAAGAUCUGUGAAAGUUAAAGGAUCUGCCAUCACUGCCUACGAGUUGAUCGAUAAAUUGGUUGCUGCCUUAGAAGUUACUGCAAAAGAAGAGCCUUCAGCGCUUUGUGUAACGGACCCUGAAGAACUUGCAGAUGUGAAGGAAGCACAGGAUUAUGAAACUAGGGAGUUUGACUGGACAAAUAAAAAUUUGUAAUAGAAACAAUAAUGGACAACCUAUAGUAUUUUUCUUUCUCGAUUCUACCAGUUAAAUUGUUUCACCCUUUAAAUUACCUUAGUUGAAGAU